Molecule: messenger RNA, 2929 nt
Organism: Manihot esculenta (cassava)
Lineage: Eukaryota; Viridiplantae; Streptophyta; Magnoliopsida; Malpighiales; Euphorbiaceae
Product: protein IMPAIRED IN BABA-INDUCED STERILITY 1
Exons: 9
Coding region: 493-2547 (684 amino acids)
Biological process (GO): protein phosphorylation; positive regulation of transcription elongation by RNA polymerase II
Cellular component (GO): nucleus; cyclin-dependent protein kinase holoenzyme complex
Molecular function (GO): ATP binding; cyclin-dependent protein serine/threonine kinase activity; RNA polymerase II CTD heptapeptide repeat kinase activity
Source: RefSeq, a predicted model, not a curated record
AGCUGUUGUUGGCAGUUGGACUGCAACAACCACCGACCCCUUCUCUCUCUCUCUCUCUCACUCUCUCUCCAACUAAAUCAACUAACGGAGAAUAAUAACAGAACAUCCCAACGGUUAACUUUCACCUUUGUUUCUUUCUCUCUCUCUCUCUCUCUCUCUCUCUCCUUUUCGCAAGCACAAGAAAAACAGAGAUCGAAAAAGCUAAUAGGCACACACCUUCCUUCUCAAAAAACAUGAACCAAAUUGGACCCAUCUCUCUCCCUUUAAUCUUAGACUAUUUUUGGCACCAGACAUCCUGCGCAAAUCUCGCAGGAAACUUACGACAAACACAAACCAUUGCCCAAAAAAGGAGCAAGAAAAACUCUUUUUUGUUUUCCCGUUUUCUUCUUCUCUUUUGAAUCUAAUGCAACGCCAAAUUUGAUGUAAUGUGAUAGUAAUGAACCAAAAGUAGACCCGUUCUCCCAAUCUGGGUCGGAUCCUAGAUUCGGGUUAAUGGGUUGCGUUAGCUCCAAACGGACAUUGUCGGUGGCCGAUGUCUCCCCAUCUUCGUUGCCUGUUAACGACCAUAGCUUGGCGGGUCCUUCAAGGUACCCGUCUGGGUAUUUAAAUUUUGAACAGAAACACAAAAACGAUAAGAAAGAUGGAAGUAGACGCAAAAAGUGUAGCUAUGACAUUGAUAACGGUAAUGAGGAGGCGGCAAAGGAAGAUCAAGAUAGCAAUCAGCAAGGCAAAAAAGUAAGGAGAAGGAGCUCUAGCGGACAGAGUGGACCCAUUAAUCUCAAAUUGGGAUUCUCCCGGAGGCACGUUGAGGCCGAGCAGAUCGCUGCCGGGUGGCCCAGCUGGCUCAGUUCUGCAGCCGCACAAGCCAUUAAUGGUUGGGUGCCUCUACGAGCUGAUGCUUUUGAGAAAUUAGAGAAGAUUGGACAAGGCACAUAUAGCAGUGUGUUCCGAGCACGUGAGCUUGAGACUGGAAGGAUGGUUGCACUGAAGAAGGUGCGGUUUGACAAUUUUCAGCCAGAGAGCAUUAGGUUUAUGGCACGCGAAAUACUGAUUCUCCGCAGGCUUGACCAUCCAAACGUUAUGAAGUUGGAGGGAAUAAUUACUUCCCGGUUGUCAAGUAGCAUAUACCUUGUAUUUGAAUACAUGGAACAUGAUCUUGCUGGACUAUCAUCUUCUCCAGACAUCGAGUUCACUGAGUCGCAGGUGAAGUGCUACAUGAAGCAACUAUUGCAAGGGAUUGAGCACUGCCAUUUACGAGGUAUAAUGCAUAGGGAUAUAAAGGUGUCCAACGUUUUGGUCAACAAUGAAGGAAUUUUAAAAAUAGGAGAUUUUGGAUUGGCAAAUGUUCUGAACUCAAAGAACUGUAAUCAUCUAACCAGUCGUGUGGUGACUUUAUGGUACCGCCCUCCUGAACUCUUGAUGGGUUCAACAAGUUAUGGUAUGUCAGUGGAUCUGUGGAGUGUGGGCUGUGUAUUUGCGGAACUUUUCAUUGGAAAGCCUCUCCUCAAGGGAAGAACUGAGGUUGAACAAUUACACAAAAUCUUCAAGCUUUGUGGUUCUCCUUCUGAUGAGUACUGGAAACAGUCUAAGCUUCCUAAUGCUACUAUGUUUAGACCCCAACAUGUUUAUGAAAGCUCGCUACGAGAGAGGCUUAAAGAUUUUCCAACAACUGCUGUGGACUUGAUGGAAACUUUUCUUUCCAUAGAACCAGAAAAGCGUGGGACUGCCUCCUCUGCCCUUUUGUCUCAGUACUUCAACACAGUGCCAUAUGCAUGUGAACCGUCAAGCUUGCCAAAGUAUACACCUAACAAAGAAAUGGAUGCUAAGUAUCGAGAAGCAGCACGGAGGAAAGCGGCUGGUUCUAGGACAAGAGAUAAAGAUAUAGGACCACCAAGAAAACCCAGAAAGGCCAAUACGACAUUGGAAGAAUGCAACAUUAACAAUAAAUUUGCUCCAAAAGAGAAAGUGAUGGAUACUCAAUUUGUUCUUAAGGUCAAAGAAACUAAUGUUCAAAUGAAAAAGGAAAGAGGAAACAUGAGCACAGAACUAAGUUCUUCUUUUGACACAAACUCGGAGACUUCCCAAGCAACAAAAGGGGACUAUGUUUUCUCGGGACCGGCACCAGUCGUUGCUUCAAGUGGCUUUGCAUGGGCAAAAAGGCUGAAAGAGGAUACUAAGUCUACUCAGUCUAUCUCAUUGAGUGAAAUUAGUGCAUUAGAAUCAAGUUUCAACUUUGCAAACGAUUCCUUUGACUUGCCAAAAGAAAAAGAAGAGGAGGCUACAUCCAAGCAUUUGAUGCUGAAGCAUCGACGUCGUUAUGAUUCAUCAGAUUCUUUUGAUACAGCCAACAUAUACCCUCUUUAUGAUGCAAAGGCAACUGAUGAAACAGAUGCUCUAAUGACUAAUCCUGUAAGAGAUCACUGUAAACGAAGGGAGAAGGUUGAAUUUUCAGGGCCUUUGUUGUCUCACACAAAUAAAAUUGAUGAGCUCUUGCAAAGGAAUGAAAGUCAGAUACGCGAAGCAGCUCGCAGAUCAAGGUUGGAUUGAGAAUUGUGAGGCAUGGAUUCUGGCAUUUGAAAACCUUUCAGUCCGCCCCCGCGAGAGCAGGCAAUGGUUCUUAACUGGGGACGUGGUUGGCAGUUGGAAUUGGCCCUGUGCUUGUGUCUUGUGGUGCUUUCAACUCCUUGAAGAGCUUAGCUUUAACAAGGUGGAUCCUGCCUUUAGGUUUUGAGUUAUGUGUUCAUAUCCAUUGUAUUAGGAUUAGGAACAAAAGUUUUUGAAUUUGUAUUGUAUAAUGGACUGAUCAAAUAGGAAAAAAAAAAAAAAAAUCAAUAUCAGGUAUAGGAGAGAGUGGCAUCAAUUUUGAACCCCAACAAAAUCAAAGAAAGAGCGGAAAAACAUAAGAACUAUAACACAUGAUGCUUUGAUA